GAAACUGUCUAUUUCAAAUCAGCAUAACAACGCCUUAUAAACUACCGACACUGAAACUCGAUCUCUCGACAUCUCCUACCAACUGGGGCGUGAGUAAGACCUCGAGGUUCUGAGGGAGCAGACAUGUACUGGGGGCAGGAUUGUAUCGGGAGUAAUGGAAACAACCAACUUAUCACGUUUUGUCAUCAGAUGUCAGAUGCUAGCCACUUUUUACAAUUAUUCGUUUUCCCGGGGGUUAUGUUAACUGACGGUAGACCAACCACAGUUUACUCAAGCAUAUUAACUCAAUCAUCUGAAGUCAUAAACGUAUAUUAUUCCGCCAACAAUUACGUCUGUGACGUCACGACUGACCUUAUUACAGCCGAUUGAUACUUGUGAUUAGCCCGCGGAUGGGAAUUGGAAGUAGUGCGGUAAUCGACCGUACACCUGUGUGAGGUGUUAGCCGCUUGUGUAUCGCGUGCUGAUAGUAUACAAUUUACCUACAUAUAGGUUUGUAGGACGUGAUACACAGUCCGCUGCUAAAGGUAGGACGAGUCCCGACGAUAAAGCGACUUCUGUAAUCAGCGGUGGUGACGAUACGCUUGACUGGAGACAUCACUAUAGAUAGCUGUCAUCACUCCGAUCAGCGGACAUUUACAGUGUCGCCGAGCAAGGGAUGACACAGGAACUCUUCAAUAUUAUGUAACUAUCGACAGAGUCAUCAACGUCAACAUCCAUCAGACGCUUGAUUGGUCACACUUGGUGUUUAUUUGAAAACAAACGCCCUUUUGACAUUGGUGAUCAAGCAUGCCAUUGUUUUAUUACCGAUAUUUCCUUUGGAUGAGGCAGUGAUGUCAACAAUAACUGAGCGCUGUAGAACCACGGCAUGUGGGAGAGCAUCUGGUUAAGAUUUAUCAUAAAGUGUAGUCUGAGCAGGAAACAUGGACAGUAUGGUUCUUAUACCGAUAAUGGUGCCACUUCCGGUUGCGCUGACGGUGGUAUGUACUUCCGUUUUAGCUGUCAUGCUGUAUGUACGCUCACUAUUCUCUUCCAUCGAUACGCUACCUAAGUUGUUCUACAAGGAAUCUACUCUCAACACACACCUCCUCAACAAAUCCUCCAUAAUGAGGCGACCCUUUCGACCCAGCUACUGGCUGAAGAAUCGUCACGUGCAGACAAUCCUAGGCUGUGUACGGCCUCAGUGUAUUGUCCACUACGAACGGGAGUAUCUCCAGCUCUCAGACAAAGGAGUUGUCGCCCUGGACUGGGUCAUCGGUACAAAUUACGUCAUAAGACGAAACAGUCCGAUUUGUAUUGUGUUCCCGUCACUUACUGGUGACGCUAACUCGGUCUCAGAUCUGUGUGGAUGUUCUGCGCGUAAAGGAUUCAGAACUGUUGUUUUCAACAGCCGUGGACAUGGCAACAGUUUCCUAACAACAACAAAACUCCAGAGUUUUGGAGAUCCUCUUGACGUUAGACAGACAGUGUUGUAUAUCCAUCAGAAACACCCACGUACCCAAAUCGUAGCUAUGGCUAUGGGAUCAGGGUCUACAGUGUUGUUCUCCUACCUCGGGGAGUACGGGUCUUCUACACGACUUAAAGCCGCCGCCUUCGUAUCACCGGUGUAUGACGUCACACAGUCACUUAUUCGUGGAAUAUCCAAGUUUUAUGAAUUUUUCCUGUUAUCGAAAUUAAAAUUGAUGUUGUUUACACAUGCACACGCGUUAUCAGAAGUUGUGGACAUUGGCAGAGCUAUGUUGUCCUGGAAUAUGUCUACCUUUCAGAAGUAUGUCUAUUGCCGUGGUAACGAGUCACAUGACCAGUUUCUGGAGAGGAAUGAUCCGAUGCGUGACGUGGACGAUAUCUCAGUUCCUGUCCUCUGUGUGAGUAGCACUGACGAUCCUGUCUGUAAACACAGGGACACACCAUUCGACAUCUUUCAGUUUUAUCCAAAUAUGUUGCUAGUGGCAACAGAACAUGGCGGCCAUUGUGGUUUCCUAGAAAGCAUACAUAGACCUGCGUGGACCGAUAAAUUAUCGGUGGACUACCUUGCGUCUGUGUUGGAGUUUUCAUCUAAGGGUUAUGAACAUUCAGGUUAACUUCCAAUUAAUGUUCGUAUCAAACGUUAAGUAUAAUAUUGCUUGUUUUAAAUGUGUUAGAAGUAUUCGGUAUAUGCGACGUGUGUGUGACGUAAUGUGUCACGUGAACCAUCAGAAAAUGAACUUUAUCAUAAACUGUGAUACGUUCUUGUUAGUUUUGUCAGAACGAAAUAAAACACCUUGGUUAUA
This is a messenger RNA of Pecten maximus, 2267 nucleotides long. RefSeq names its product protein ABHD15-like. The record is from RefSeq and is a predicted model, not a curated record. Bases 921 to 2078 code for a protein of 385 amino acids. NCBI's taxonomy places the organism in Eukaryota, Metazoa, Mollusca, Bivalvia, Pectinida, Pectinidae. The transcript is spliced from 2 exons. Gene Ontology annotation, molecular function: monoacylglycerol lipase activity; short-chain carboxylesterase activity.